Messenger RNA from Ceutorhynchus assimilis (cabbage seed weevil), 4590 nucleotides. The record is from the annotation of a GenBank genome assembly. NCBI's taxonomy places the organism in Eukaryota, Metazoa, Arthropoda, Insecta, Coleoptera, Curculionidae.
AAAAUAAUAAAAAUAAAAGGUGGAAAGUUUCUAUGAGCCCGCCUCCGCCUGGCUCUAUUUUUUAUUUUUAUGAUAGUUCAGUGAUUUAAUAAUGGUAAACCCAGUAGAAGCUAGUUUCUUCACCAUAGUAUAGUAAAACUAAUUAACGCCGUAUUGUAAAAUAUUAAAUAGGAAAAUGUCAGUGCAAUUUUAAAUUUGUGAUUCAGGGGCAAAUUUGAAAACUUUAAAAGACGAGCAAUAAAAUGUCUCAUAAUACUGGGGUGUUACCCUUCGUAAGAGGCAUAGACUUCACUAGGAAUGAUUUUAGUAAUAACAAAUUUCCGGAUGCAGUAGGCCAUAUGACUGGAGUCCAAUGGCUUAAACUAGACAGAACAAACCUAACUGAAAUACCUAAGGAAAUGGGAAACUUAAUGAAGUUGGAACACCUUUCUUUAACUAGAAAUAAUUUGGAGAAGUUAUAUGGAGAGCUAACAGAACUCAACUGCUUGAGAACUCUAAACCUCAGACAUAACAAUGUGAAAACCUCAGGCAUCCCAUCUGAAUUAUUCAAUCUGGAUGAACUCAGCACUUUAGAUCUGAGCCAUAAUAAUUUGAAGGAAGUUCCUGAAGGAUUGGACAGAGCAAAAAGCCUACUAGUUUUAAAUUUAAGUUCCAAUCACAUCGAUGCCAUACCUAAUUCGCUUUUUAUCAAAUUGACAGACCUAUUAUUUUUGGAUUUGAGUAACAAUAAUUUGGAAACACUGCCUCCCCAAACAAGACGUCUGGCCAAUUUACAAACAUUUAUCUUGAAUAACAAUCCUAUGGCUCAUUUUCAAUUGAGACAGUUGCCUAGUUUGAUAAAUUUGGAAACACUUCAUCUGAGGAACACACAAAGAAAUCUAAGUAAUUUUCCUACUAAUUUGGAUAAUUUGACCAACUUGACUGAUGUGGAUUUGUCUGAAAAUGCUUUGCCCAAAGUGCCAGAGGCUUUGUACUCUUUAGCCAGCUUAAAACGAUUGAAUUUGAGUGAUAAUGAAAUCACUGAACUGUCCUCAGCUAUAGAAUUUUGGCAAAAACUGGAGACCCUAAACUUAUCUCAUAAUAAAUUAACAAGUUUGCCUUCAACUUUAUGUAAACUACAGUGUCUGAGAAGACUUUUCGUCAACGAUAAUCAGUUGGAUUUUGAAGGUAUUCCUUCAGGUAUCGGAAAAUUAGGAGCUUUGGAAACAUUUUCGGCUGCCCAUAACCACCUAGAAAUGAUCCCGGAAGGGUUAUGUAGAUGCGGAUCGCUUAAAAAACUUAAUUUGAGUUCGAAUCGUCUUAUAAGCCUUCCCGAUACAAUACACUUAUUAAAUGACUUAGACGUAUUGGAUCUAAAAAACAAUCCGGACUUAGUAAUGCCUCCAAAACCCAAUGAAAUGACCAGAGGUGCAGGACUUGAAUUUUACAAUAUUGAUUUUUCUUUGCAAAAUCAACUUCGUUUAGCUGGUGCAACACCCCCUACUCCUUUGCCAGCACAAAAUCCUAGCAAAGAUCCAAUAGCAAGAAAAAUGAGGCUUAGGCGAGGUCGGAGAGAUCAUGAGGAAGCUGAUCAAGAUCAAGCUAAAAUUUUAAAGGGCAUGAAAGAUAUUGCAAAGGAAAAAAACUUGAGUUCUCAGGAGGAAGUGGCUAAAGCAGAAUCAUUAAAGCCUAAGCGUUGGGAUGAGUCAUUAGAAAAGCCACCUUUGGAUUAUUCAGAAUUCUUCGACGAAGACGCCGGUCAAGUUCCAGGUUUAACAAUCUGGGAAAUUGAAAAUUUUCUGCCUAAUCGUAUUGAAGAAGUUGCCUAUGGUAAAUUUUAUGAAGGCGAUUGUUAUAUUGUCUUGAAGACAAGUGAAGACGAAAAUCAGAGUUUGAGUUGGGAAAUAUAUUUCUGGAUUGGAGAAAAAACAUCUCUGGAUAAAAAAGCAUGUUCGGCAAUUCACGCUGUAAAUUUAAGAAACUAUUUAGGAGCUCAAUGCAGGACUAUAAGGGAAGAACAGGGUGACGAAUCAGAUGAAUUUCUCAAUUUGUUCGAUACACAAAUUACUUACAUUCAAGGCGGCAGGACUUCCAGUGGCUUUUAUACUGUUGAAGAUUUGACGUUUGAAACACGGUUGUAUAGAAUACACGGAGCUGGUCCUUCGAUUCAUCUAGAACCAGUUGCUAUCAGCCCAUAUUCCUUGGAUCCGCGAUAUGUUUUUAUAUUAGAUAAAGGAAUGUCAAUAUUUAUUUGGAAUGGCAAGAAAGCGAAAAACACUUUGAAGUCAAAGGCCAGACUAAUGUGCGAGAAAAUCAACAAAAACGAAAGAAAAAACAAAGCCGAAAUAAAUGGAGAAAUUGUGGGUGAUGAAAGUAAAGAAUUUUGGACUACUUUGGGUUUACCUGAGGGCGUUUCACCACAGGAAGUAGUGACUGAACAUGUUGAUCCAGAAUUCACGCCAGUGCCUCCCAGGCUAUACAAAGUACAACUUGGAAUGGGUUAUUUAGAAUUACCACAAGUCGAGGUGCCUCAUGGAAAACUAGUCAAUACUUUGUUAGGCAGUAAAAAUAUUUAUAUUUUGGAUUGUUACUUGGAUGUGUUUGUUUGGAUCGGAAAGAAAUCUACAAGAUUGGUAAAUGCAGCAGCUGUUAAAUUAUCUGAAGAGCUUUUCAAUAUGAUUGAUAGGCCAGACCACGCGCAAGUUACGAGAGUUAGGGAAGGAACUGAGCCACAGGUAUUCAAAUGUAAAUUUGUUGGUUGGGAUGAAGUUAUAGCUGUUGAUUUUACACGCACUGCGGAAUCUGUUCAAAAAACUGGUGCUGACUUGACCAAAUGGGCUAAACAACAAGAAACCAAGACCGAUUUGACAGCUUUGUUUACACCCAGGCAACCAACAAUGGCUCUACACGAAGCACAACAGCUAAUGGACGAAUGGAACGAAGAUUUAGAAGGAAUGGAAGCUUUUGUCCUCGAAGGCAAGAAGUUUGUAAGGUUGCCAGAAGAUGAAAUGGGUCAUUUUUAUUCGAAAGAUUGCUACGUGUUUCUUUGCCGUUAUUGGGUACCUUUGGAAGAUGAAGAUGCACCCGUGGACGAAAUGGACGAUAUCCCACAGGUUGUUGUGUAUUUCUGGCAAGGCAGGGAAGCCUCCAAUAUGGGCUGGCUAACUUUUACCUUCACCUUGCAGAAGAAAUUCAAAGCAGUAUUUCAGGACAAUCUGGAAGUGGUGAGGACCCACCAACAACAAGAAAACAUGAAAUUUAUGGCACAUUUCAAAAGGAAAUUCAUUAUUCAUCAGGGCAAAAGGAAAGUGAAGGAGAAAAAUGCUGUCGAAUUUUAUCAUUUGAGGUCGAAUGGCAGCGCAUUGUACACGAGAUUGGUACAAAUCAGACCUGACGCUUCACUACUUAACUCAGCCUUUUGUUAUAUUCUGAGAGUUCCGUUUGAACAAGACGAUGAUCCAGAUUCUGGCAUUGUAUAUGUAUGGAUUGGAUCAAAAUCGGACCCAGAAGAGUCAAAGCUUAUUCAAGAUAUUGCUGAAGAAUUGUUCAAUAGUCCUUGGGUUAGCUUGCAGGUACUUUCUGAAGGGGAAGAGCCUGACAAUUUCUUCUGGCUGGGACUUGGCGGAAAGAAACCAUACGAAACUGACGCCACUUUCAUGCAAUUCACAAGACUGUUUAGGUGCUCAAAUGAAAAGGGAUAUUUUGUUGUAUCAGAAAAAUGCUCAGAUUUUUGUCAGGACGACUUGGCUGAUGAUGAUAUAAUGAUACUUGACAAUGGAGAGCAAAUAUUUUUAUGGCUUGGACCAAAAUGCAGUGAAAUUGAGAUCAAGCUUGCCUACAAAUCAGCACAGGUCUAUUUGCAACAUAUGCGAGUCAAGCAACCAAAUCAGCCAAGGCAGUUAUUCCUAACUGUGAAGAAUAAGGAACCUAAACGAUUUACAAAGUGCUUCCAUGGUUGGGGGAUACACAAGAGACCGCCAGAAUAAUCCCAAAGUGAAAUAUUGAAGUGAAUAUUUUUAAAUUUAUAUUUAUAUCUUUAUACUUUUUUUUUUAAUUAAUGUAUUAUGUGAAUAAUUCUAUUUCUACUGUGUUAACUUUCUAUGAUACUUAAUUUUAUUAUAAUUAAAUUUGAUUUAAAAGUCUAAUAACGUGCCAAAACAUUUUUGUUUUAAAGCGGUUUCCAUGUUCAUAUUCAACAGCAGAGCAGUUUUACAUGACAAAAAAAUUGAAAAAGAUGCAGAAAUGCAGCUGGAUGAAUUGCGUUGGCUAUUUCAUAAGUGCUUUCCAGUAUUCCGUCCCUAACUGCUUAUAAAACCAUAUGGUUUUUCGAUAAUUUCACUACAUUUUCAAAGUCACAUGUCAAGUAUUGAAAACCAACAAAAUCCAGAAUACAUUUUUCAAGUUGGUCUUCAAACACUAAAGUAGAAGAAAGACUACAUAACUAUGGGUUUUCAAGCAUACCUACCAUGUAUUAGUUUGCAAAAUAAAAAAAUAUAUUUAGUUUGAAAUCACAUUAUACAUAUCAUCUCAUUCCUGCUUUAAUAAAAUCUCAAAAAACAAUCUUUAUUUUUUUCCAGCCAAAGGAAUUAUCUGAUGUCUCAUCUGAUGCAA